CGAAUCAAUUGCGCGCAAAGCCAUUGACGGCAACGGUUGUGUCGCUCCGUUCCUCCUCUGAAGUGACCAAGUUCUGUUAUAUUCUGUGUUCCUGGAGGAAAGGAGAUCUAUCCUCUGGGCACAAGUCGAACAUCGUUCUUUUCGAAAUUGUUGUACAAAUGUUUUAAAAGCUUAAGCCAAAGCAAAGCGAUCGUGUGGUAAGACACUGUUAAACUGUUCAAUUUUGUGUGUUUGUGCCGCGUCUUUCUAUAUUUGAUAACUGUAGAACAGAACCGUUAGAACAAAGUGCCCUUUCGUCCUCCUCCAAAAAAGGGAAAAAUUUGUUAUCUGUGUAAAAGUGCCAAGAGACAAGUAAAACGAGUAAAGCGAAAUAGAGAGAUCCAAGAAUGUGCCAAAAACAACAACAAUUUGAGUGCUUAGCACUCUGGGUGCGCCGACAUCGGCGGCGGCGGCGGUGAUGAUCUUGAACUCGGCUCAACUCCCCAGUGCGCAGGCAGCCUAACGGUGCAUCGGCAAGUGCAGUUUUGCAAUGAGAGGGGUUAAGAAAGAGAGAGAGAGAGAGAGAGAAGGAUGGAAAAGGCAGCGCCAUUGCAUUUCUUUUGAUUGCUUGUGUAUCAUCUUUGGGGAUCUCUCUCCACCUCCGCAUCCACCAUCCACCGCCUUCGCUUUGGCGCAAAAAAAAACAUUUUUCGUCGCUGCCGAAAUGGUUUUUCGCUCAUUUUUUUUGCCGCUGGAACUCUGAAGAUCUCGCGCUGAUGUCGAGUGCACUCCCAAAAGCGCUGUACCGUUUUGAUGAAUUAAAAGGAGAAAAUAGCUGCCACUUGGAAAACACCGCUUUCAUGUAUAUGGAUCAAAUGAGCAUCAAAAUGGAAGAGGUAGCGCAUACGCCGGGGCCAGGGCUAGGCCCAAUGGAACAAGCCUUGAAAUUGCCAGCGCAAGCGCCAAAGGGCCGUGGCAGGCCUCGCGCUUCGUAUGCGCAAACGGGAGAGUUCGAUGUCGGCCUAAUCCGUGAGUUUCGUUCCCGGCCAGUGCUGUACGACCGCGCGUACAAACGCUACAAGGACAAGCCGUUCGUGGCCCAACAAUGGCUGCAAAUCUCGCACAAGCUCGGCUACGAUGUUUCCGUUCUGAAGGAGCGUAUGCUGAACUUGCGGAACCGCUACAACAUUGAGAAGCGUCGCAUCGAGAGUGGCGUGAAUACGCAGCACUCGCAAUGGCCGCAGUUCGAGAGCCUUCACUUCCUGGCCAAUCACAUCCGCAGCCGGCGCAGCUUCAAGAAUGUGUCCAAGUCGGGCGAUGACACCUACGAGCCCGACGGCGGCAUGAGCGACAGCAAUGGGCAGGUGGCGAGCAUCAAGGAUGAGCUGGAUGAUGACGAUUUUGAUCACGAUCUAACGCUGCCAGUGACCACAGUGCUGACCAUUCCGAUCAACUCAUCGGAGGACGGUAGCUAUCCGACCAGGAGCCACAGACAGAUUUUGAAUGGCAAUAGUGCCACCAAUGGCAGGAGCUACAGCUUACCGAGUCGCCAGCAGGCGCUUGUCAUCAGUAAAGUCACCGCAGCCGCCAAACGUCAAGCACCCGAUGAUAAGGAUGACGCGCAGGAGGAGGAGGAGGAGACAGCAGCUAAGCGCAGACCUGAUGAGUCACGAAACUACAACCCGACAGUGCCAACACCCACUGAGGCAUCAGCAUCCACGACUUCGAAUGCCUAUGCCAAGUUCCAUGGCUUUGGCGAGUUCAUGGCCCACUCCCUCUCCGAAUUGCCGCUUCAGACGGCCUUGCUUUUGGUACAGAAGUUCACCCGCGAGCUUGUUCAGAGCACCAUCGGCAGUCAGAAGGUGGUCCACAAGGAGGAGACCGAUCAUUGCAGUGAUUCGGAAGACGAAGAUUAGAAUUAGAGUUACUUUUUUAUGAUAUACAGAAAGGGGCGCCCAUCCAUAAUCGAAGAUACAUAAAUGGAUUUCUACCAGAAAGAAUCUCCAUUUCUGCACUAGUGGGAAAUUAACACAAAGGUAUUUGAUUCCAUUCAAUGGCAGUGCUACUCUACCCACUGCCUAGCACUUAGCCCAACAACCGAACUUGGUGGAGCCCAACUAUGUACUUUUAAUGUGCAAAUCUGUUACGCUAUUGAUAAAUAUAUAUAAAAUAUAUAGACUUUUAUAAAACA
This is a messenger RNA of Drosophila obscura, 2170 nucleotides long. RefSeq lists its product as uncharacterized. The transcript has 5 exons. Gene Ontology annotation, biological process: regulation of transcription by RNA polymerase II. Lineage: Eukaryota; Metazoa; Arthropoda; Insecta; Diptera; Drosophilidae. Gene Ontology annotation, cellular component: nucleus; transcription regulator complex. The record is from RefSeq and is a predicted model, not a curated record. Bases 756 to 1895 code for a protein of 379 amino acids.